UUUCCCCAUUGUUCGCUUCGCGCCUGUCAAGCGUUUAAGACCUCUAGCAGACGGUUUAGUUUCUUAUGUGUUUGUGAUACAUCAACAGCUGGUUACAAGGAUCGGUUAUUACAGAUAUAAACAUGAGGACAGCUUUCAUUCCUUGGGUGUUGGUCACAUUGGUGUACCUUGUGUGGUGUUGUGAGAAGGAAACACAUUAUAUGAAGGAUGAUAAAUGCUGUAAGAUGUGUGGACCAGGUAAGAGGAUGUUGGUGAAUGAUAACUGCGAGGACCCAAGCUGUCAGGACUGCCAAGACGGAGAGUAUCAGAGUGGCUACACAAGUGAAACCAGAUGUGAGCGCCAGCCCAGCUGUGACCCUAAUUUGCAUUUUCUGCCACAAAUUGAACCCAGCAAGACCAAGCUAAGCAAAUGUCAGUGUAAAGAUGGAUACUACUGUACACAAUUUGAUGACUGCGAAACAUGUACAAAACAUACAGUUUGCAAGCCAGGACAGAGAGUUUUCAAAAAAGGUUCAUCGGUUAGUGAUACUGUGUGUGAGCCAUGUGAAGAUGGAACAUUCUCCACCAAUGAUUCUUCUGACACCUGCAUGAAAUGGAGAGAAUGUGAAUCUGGAUAUGUUCAAAAAACUCCUGGCAAUUCAACCUCAGAUCGGACCUGUGUGGCUGGUACAAACAUUUACAGCGUUCUCAUUGGGGUGGGAGGUUUUCUGAUAAUCGUCGCAAUUGUAGUAUUCGUUUUCAUUAAAAAAAGAAAAUCUGGAUGUUAUAAGUUCCCCAAAAAAACCAUAGAGGUCUUAACACAUGGAGAACCUGAAGAUCCGGAGAGAGCAUACCAACCACUAAAUCAACAGCCUCAGGAGGACAUUGACCACAGCGUACCUGUGAGCCCCACGCUAAGCAACUUGACUGACAAUGGAAAUUUCGUAGCACAAGAGGAUGGCAAACCCACUAUUACCCCAACUACUGAAUCAAAUUCAUUUUUGUAGAGCACAGUCUUCUGCAAAGUCUUUCCAUCACGUUACAACCUUCUAUAUACUGUAUAUAGAGCAUUACACUAUAAAGCAUUGCUUUACUCUUAAUGUCUUUGUGUCUUACAAGAUCAAAGUGUUCCCAGUUUCAUUAACACUGCAAUGUGACUGUUACAAUAUGCUGAAAAGCAUUACAAUAAAAUUUGUUUAAAAUGAAAAGCCAUUAAUCUAAUUAGAAGCAAACCAAAAUGCAAACAGUGAUGGAUUCUAGUAGUGGAUGAGGGUGGCUUCUUGCUUUCCAUGGACACGUGCUACUGACACUUAUUCUAAAAGAGUGGAGAAAAAAAGAAGCAUUUCUGAGGAGAUUUUCUGUCACAUCAGCUGUAGUCUGCUAUUAAAAAAAUGCAGAAUGUGAUGGAGAAAGACUGCACUGAACAAACACGCAUGCAUCUCAGGGCUAUUGUUUGUUUGUUUAAUAUUUAGGACUAAACACUUAUUCUGUGUUUUCCAAAAUGCUUAAAUAUUGAAGUUUUAAACAUU
Molecule: messenger RNA, 1508 nt
Organism: Carassius carassius (crucian carp)
Lineage: Eukaryota; Metazoa; Chordata; Actinopteri; Cypriniformes; Cyprinidae
Product: tumor necrosis factor receptor superfamily member 5-like
Exons: 9
Coding region: 123-986 (287 amino acids)
Biological process (GO): positive regulation of angiogenesis; positive regulation of B cell proliferation; immune response-regulating cell surface receptor signaling pathway
Cellular component (GO): CD40 receptor complex; external side of plasma membrane
Molecular function (GO): CD154 receptor binding; antigen binding
Source: RefSeq, a predicted model, not a curated record